AAGUGCUGUGGUGGGGUUUUUUGCGGGCCAGCUCUAGUGCCAGGGUUUACAAGCCAGUACUUUCUGUGUUUGCCACUCUCACGGUCGGAGCCAUGCAGCUGGAUAAUGUCACCAAUGCAGGCAUCCACUCCUACCAGGGGCACCGUGGAGUUGCCAACAAGCCCAAUGUGAUCCUGCAGAUAGGGAAAUGCAGGGCAGAAAUGUUGGAGCACGUCAGGAGGACCCACCGGCACCUCCUGACUGAAGUCUCCAAGCAGGUGGAGCGUGAGCUAAAAGGGUUGCAGAAAUCAGUGGGGAAGUUAGAGAACAACUUAGAGGACCAUGUCCCAACUGAUAAUCAGAGAUGGAAGAAGUCCAUCAAGGCCUGCCUGGCCAGAUGCCAGGAAACAAUUGCCCAUCUGGAGAGGUGGGUCAAGAGAGAGAUGAAUGUUUGGAAGGAGGUCUUUUUCCGUCUGGAGAAGUGGGCAGACCGCCUGGAGUCCAUGGGAGGCAAAUAUUGCCCUGGGGACCAAGGCAAGCAGACUGUGUCUGUUGGGGUGGGAGGCCCAGAGAUAAGGCCAAGUGAGGGUGAGAUUUAUGACUAUGCCCUUGAUAUGAGCCAAAUGUAUGCCCUGACCCCUCCUCCUGGGGAGGUGCCCAGCAUCCCCCAGGCACAUGAUUCUUACCAGUGGGUCUCUGUGUCAGAGGAUGCUCCAGCCUCCCCAGUGGAGACCCAGGUCUUUGAGGAUCCCCGGGAGUUCUUGAGCCACUUGGAGGAAUACUUAAAGCAGGUGGGUGGAACAGAAGAAUAUUGGCUGUCUCAGAUCCAAAACCACAUGAACGGCCCAGCUAAGAAGUGGUGGGAAUACAAGCAGGACUCUGUAAAGAACUGGGUCGAGUUCAAGAAGGAGUUCCUGCAAUACAGUGAGGGCACUCUCACUAGGGAUGCUAUCAAACGGGAGCUGGAUUUGCCCCAGAAAGAGGGGGAACCCCUGGACCAGUUCCUUUGGCGCAAGAGAGACUUGUACCAGACCCUCUAUGUUGAUGCUGAUGAGGAGGAAAUUAUCCAGUACGUGGUAGGCACCCUCCAGCCCAAACUGAAGCGCUUCUUGAGUUACCCUCUGCCCAAGACUUUGGAGCAGCUGAUCCAAAGAGGGAAGGAAGUCCAAGGCAACAUGGACCACUCUGAGGAGCCCAGCCCACAGAGGACCCCUGAGAUCCAGUCAGGAGAUUCUGUGGAGACUGUGCCUCCCUCAACCACUGCCAGUCCCGUGCCAAGCAAUGGGACUCAACCUGAGCCCCCCAGUCCACCAGCUACUGUCAUAUGAGUUAGUCCAAGAGAGGCAAUAGUCUGAGUUACAUGAAAGGGAGAAAGGGGCAUAUUUAGGAAGCUUCUCCUUGGAGAGAGGUUCUGGCUGAGACGAGACAUGAGAUGUGCUCUGUCCAACAGCCCAUAGCAGAGGAAUUAACUUUGCUUGUGGGGGGAGGGAGGCAGUGGGGGAGAGGCACCUUAGGAUGUGGUUGCCCACCUCACCUGAGCCAUGCAAUAUGGUGGUGCUGGAGAUACUGCUUGCACCACUGUGGGGAAUGGACAAUUUUAUAUGAUCCCUGACAAGAAACUAGAAACAAUUCCCAACUUUAGAAGCAGCUGCUUAGCACUGGCAGCUUUCAAGGAUUACAUACAAGUGCAGCAAUUGGCUGAGGGUUCCUACCCAUCUGGAUCUCCUCCUCUCCUCCC
Messenger RNA from Chaetura pelagica (chimney swift), 1717 nucleotides. It is a transcript of the gene ARC, whose product is annotated as activity-regulated cytoskeleton-associated protein. Gene Ontology annotation, molecular function: mRNA binding. The coding region runs from base 93 to 1307 and encodes 404 amino acids. The transcript has a single exon. Gene Ontology annotation, biological process: modulation of chemical synaptic transmission; positive regulation of AMPA receptor activity. The record is from RefSeq and is a predicted model, not a curated record. Lineage: Eukaryota; Metazoa; Chordata; Aves; Apodiformes; Apodidae.